CGGUCGUCAUUUUUUAUUUUCCCAAAUCCUUUCCUUAUAUAAUUCUCUGUCAGUUUGAACCGUCUCUCUCUCUCUCUCUCUCUCUCUCUCUCUCAAAUCCGCGGCUAUAUAAACCCAGACCUCCCUCCGUCGUUUCACGUAAAAACGAUCUCUCUCGCAUUCUCUGCUUUCUACUCGCUUCAAUUUCCGGCGUCCGUCUCAAUGGUGAUGGAGGACAACGAGAGCUGCGGGAGUAGAGCAGUGCACGACAUGUCGUCUCCGGCUCAGUCCCACUCCCGGCAACAGCGCCAGAAGCUUCAGGUCUACAAUGAGGUUCUUCGCCGCCUCAAGGAUUCUCAAAACGACGAGGCUAUUCUCCCUGGCUUCGACGAUGAGCUUUGGGCUCACUUCAAUCGCCUUCCCACUCGCUAUGCGUUGGAUGUGAAUGUGGAGAGGGCAGAAGAUGUUCUUAUGCAUAAAAGGUUGCUGCAUUUGGCUCAUGAUCCUGCUCAAAGACCAGCCAUCGAAAUCCGGCUCGUACAGGUUCAUCCAACUUCAAAUGGGAAUUCAGCUGAUUCUGUCAAUUCAGAUUCUCCGGGUAAAGAUGCUGCCCAAAGUUCAAAGUUAUCUAGCAGACAAAGUAUACAUCCACCUCCGGCAUUUGGCUCAUCGCCCAACCUUGAAGCCCUUGCACUUGAAUCAAAUAAAUCUCAUGAUCAAGAUGAUGAACAUUCUGUACAUGCCAACACACAGUUGAGUCGGCCCAUGCAUGAAAUCACUUUCUCAACAGAUGACAAGCCAAAACUUCUCAGUCAGUUGACUUCCUUGCUUGCAGAGCUUGGGCUGAAUAUCCAAGAAGCACAUGCAUUUUCCACGCUGGAUGGUUACUCCUUGGAUGUCUUUGUUGUUGACGGCUGGCCUUACGAGGAAACGGAGCAGCUCAAGACUGUUUUGGAAAAGGAAGUUUUGAAGAUUGAGGGACCAUGGCCAAUACAUCGAUCAUCAUCUUCUGGUAGUGAACAUGAUCAAGUAGUGAUCAAAUCUGAACCUAAUCAACUGAUUAUACCCAAUGAUGGGACUGAUGUAUGGGAAAUUGAUCCUAGACAGUUGAAAUUUGGAAACAAAGUUGCAUCUGGGUCCUGUGGUGAUCUAUACAAAGGUACUUACUGUAGUCAAGAAGUGGCGAUUAAAGUCCUCAAACCUGAAUGUGUGAAUUCAGACAUGCAAAAAGAUUUUGCCCAGGAAGUCUUUAUUAUGAGGAAAGUUCGACAUAAGAAUGUUGUACAAUUCAUUGGUGCAUGUACCAAGCUCCCAAGCCUGUGUAUUGUAACAGAAUAUAUGUCUGGUGGAAGUGUGUAUGACUACUUACAUAAACAAAAGGGUGUUUUUAAGCUCCCAUCCUUGCUCAAGGUAGCAAUUGAUGUUGCCAAGGGAAUGACCUACUUGCACCAGAAUAACAUAAUCCACAGGGAUUUAAAAGCUGCCAAUCUCUUGAUGGAUGAAAAUGAAGUUGUCAAGGUUGCUGAUUUUGGGGUUGCCAGGGUCAAGUCUCAAUCAGGAGUAAUGACAGCAGAAACUGGGACAUAUAGGUGGAUGGCUCCAGAGGUAAUAGAACACAAGCCAUAUGAUCACAAAGCUGAUGUAUUUAGCUUUGCAAUUGUGUUAUGGGAGUUGCUGACUGGAAAGCUUCCAUAUGAAUACUUGACCCCACUACAAGCUGCUGUUGGAGUGGUCCAAAAGGGCUUACGGCCAACCAUUCCAAAGCAAACUCAUCCAAAGCUUACUGAGUUACUUGAGAAAUGCUGGCAACAAGAUCCAGCAUUAAGACCCGACUUCUCAGAAAUCAUAGAGAUGCUGCAGCCAUUAACCAAGGAGAUUGGUGAUGAAGGAGAAGAACGACGCAAGUCAUCUGGAGGAUUUCUGUCCGUCCUUAGACGAGGUCAUCACUAAUCAAGGCACAUAGAUAUUUAUUACAUAAGCAAAGGACUGCAGCAUGGGGAAUUCCCCAUAGACUUUUCACAUAUCAUGUACAGUGUUACACCCCCAUAUCUACGUCUUUCCUUGUUCAGAUUUGAUAGUCAAUUUUUUACCAGCCGACCAUUCUUGUUUUUGUUUCUUUCGUUUCUAAUUCUAUAUCAUAGCACUUAUCACCACCAUGUAACUAAGGGUAUUGGUCUGCCUGAGCAUUGUAACUUUGCAAAUAUCCUGCGGCUUCACAAUGAAAUAGUGUCAUGAGUUUUUGUUUCA
This is a messenger RNA of Rosa rugosa (rugosa rose), 2226 nucleotides long. Its product is annotated as serine/threonine-protein kinase STY46. The coding region runs from base 202 to 1929 and encodes 575 amino acids. Gene Ontology annotation, biological process: protein phosphorylation. NCBI's taxonomy places the organism in Eukaryota, Viridiplantae, Streptophyta, Magnoliopsida, Rosales, Rosaceae. The transcript is spliced from 16 exons. The record is from RefSeq and is a predicted model, not a curated record. Gene Ontology annotation, molecular function: ATP binding; protein kinase activity.